AUGAUAUGUGUACAUCAGAUUUGCAUUUAGAUGAGCAUCAGGAGUAUAUACUGUAUAUUCAGGGACUUAGGGUUACAUAUAAGGGAGUUUUGGGGGCAACUUGCUGAUUGGGAAGCAUUUAUGGGAUACUUUCUUUAGUAGAACCACGUACUGAACUAGAACCCUGAUGCCUUGAAUUAUUUUUCCCCCCCGGUCAUUUCAUGUCUCAUAUGCUACAACGAAACAAGUUACUACGUAUAUAGAGUUGUGAUCAUUGAAAAAUCCUGGUGAUUCCUGUCUGAGAUGUGAACUCACUUUGCUCUUUUCUACAAUUCUACUCUAUGUUAGCUUGUCUCCAACUUUAAGAACUUAAGAUGAAUUUCUGUUUGUGUGUUUCUGAUCCUUAGUCUUCUGGAGUUAGAGAAAAAGGUUGGAUGGGAUUAGAGUAUUAUACCUGAAGUCCUGAACCAUACCUUUGUAUAGCCGAUAGCGGAGCCAUUGGGGUAAAUAUUAUACAUGCAGUGUGAAGUCAUUAUGUCACUAAUGUACCAAAUAAACUCCACAUUCUGAUACAUUCACACUAUGUAAUUCAUAUGUCAUAACGUGCAGAAUGAACCGAUCAUAUAUAUAAAUUAGAAAGGGUGAAAAGAUCAUCAAGAACCAUUCAACAUACAGAAUCCAGGGAUAGCAAAGAUACAGAUAUAAAAUUCAAAGCUCAUUCUUCACUUGAAUUAUUUUAUGAUAUAAUGUUUGACUAAGCACCUCUCUCUCUAUAUACUGUAUUUAUGCAUAACAGUUCAACUAUCCUGAGCAAAACUGAAGGGGGAAAAUGUUGUGUGGGGUAAGAGGAGAGUCUAGGAGUCAAAUGAAACUAAAAGACAUAGAAAUCAAGGAGGAGAGAGAGAGGGAAAGAGAAUUGGAGAGAAUAACAGCUCAAGAUGAUCUUAAAACAGAGAUCACUGAGCACUUUACCCACCCACAUCCCCUGAUAUAUACCGAGUCAGACUAUAAGCAAUUUCAAUGUAAUUCUUGCAACUGCAAGGGGAAAGGAAAGAGAUUCAAUUGUGCCCUAUGCAACUUUGAUCUGCACAAGAUUUGCGCCGAAAGCCCCAUCAUCUGGCUCUUACACAAAAUGCCACCUGAAGAGAUAGAAAGGUUUGGGAUCCUUCAUGACAUCAUUGAUACUUUUGCCCAUCCUCAGCACUCAGUGAUUUCUGAGUACAAACAGAAGCUUUUCAGGUGUGAUCACUGCAAGAAUGUCGGGGAUGGUCUAAGGUAUUACUGUGAUGCAUGUAAUGUCACGUUGCACCAGGUCUGCGCUGAGAAACCGACCAGACUAACCUCCCACCUGCACCCCCAGCACGAGCUUGAACUGAAGCUCAGGCCACAUUUUAAAUACUGUGAACUAUGUGGAACCAAAGGGAGUCACAGGAAUAAUCGAGUGUAUACCUGCAAAGAAUGUGAAUUCUAUAUGCACCCUGAGUGCAGCCAGUUGCCACUAUACUUGCUUCACCCGCUACACCCUCCCCAUCCACUGCUGCUUCAAAGAUCAUGUAGUGAUUAUCGUUGCUCUGCUUGUUCGGAGUUGAAGACAUAUGGCUCUAAGUAUAGUUGUACACGGUGUGGACUUGAUUUUGAUCAUACUUGCAUCAUAAAGAAGUCUAUAAUUGGUCUGGAUGAUGAAGUGAGACAGAAUCACACAGAGCAUAAGAUCACAGUACUGCCAGUUGCAAAUUUAAUAUCUUCAUAUGCACUGAUUGCAUCUCCACAGGAUUCUUCUACCACAAGUAUUGAUUUCAACUUCCUCACAGUCCCAUCAAAUAUUAUUCAGAGCUUUUCUGAAAUUUAGAUCCGUUGUCCAUUCGAUUGAUCUCUUCAUUAUGCAGUUGGUAUUCUAUCCCCAUUUAAAGAAAUGUUAGAAUGUAAACUUGAUGUCUGAUGUGUGGUGCUUUGGUAUUCAGGAUUGUGGUUUCUGUAAAAUGUAUGAAAAUUAUGUGAGUACAGGAAUAUGGUUUGAAGCACUGAAUUCAUUAUGUAAAAUAUAUUGCAAUUGUGUUUCAAUACAAACAAAAACAAAGUUAUUUGA
This is a messenger RNA of Chenopodium quinoa (quinoa), 2065 nucleotides long. RefSeq lists its product as uncharacterized. The record is from RefSeq and is a predicted model, not a curated record. The transcript has a single exon. NCBI's taxonomy places the organism in Eukaryota, Viridiplantae, Streptophyta, Magnoliopsida, Caryophyllales, Amaranthaceae. Bases 809 to 1828 code for a protein of 339 amino acids.